AUGACACAAUCAGUGAACUACGACUUGCAGACUCAGAGGAUGACUGCUUCUCAGCAGAGCACCAAGAUCUUCGGCAGGUUUGAUCCUAUUCACAUCGCCCUCGCCGUCAUUUCCAUCAUCUUCUUGAUCCUUUCCAUUGUCUUCAUCAUUCUCUUCGCUACUAAACACGGUGAGCCUUUUUUAUGCUGGACAUCUUUCCACUCUUGACCUACAGAUACUUCCACUGGAUUCUUGGCAACUGGUUUCUCGAACAACAAUUCUGACGAUGUGUCCAAUGAACUUAGAGGUCUUCUGAAGAACAAGUACACUGUGAACUCUUUUGCUCUUGAACUCGAGUAAGCUGUCUUGUUCCCCACAUUCUCGUACUCAUAACCUAUUUUUAUUUCAGAAACAAGGCAGUCAGUGCAGUGUUUUCCCUCCGAAACUCGGUUUCGACAGACGACGUGCAGAAAGUUCUGUCCGCUUCGAAAUUAGUGACCCAAGUGGAGACAACUUGUGAGUCGUUUAGUUAAUAUUGGCGGCGGCGUGCGGAUUAGCGUACCGGAGAGGUGUGAAACUUUGUGGUUGAUAAGAGGGAAACGGAUGAUAAGCGAACAAAUAAUGCAUUUCUUCACUUUUGCGCAUGAUUUAUGAUGAAAUUUCAAAAAUUUCUCUUCCCGAGUUUUUGAGAUUAUGCACAGUUUUUCUUCAAAACUUUCUCCUCACGUUUGUUCAGCAGACAGAGGCGGUCAUUUUGAGCACAGAGACGUCCUAUAAAAAGCAAAAAUAACUCAGGAAUUCAAGUUUUUGAGGUUCAGGACUGAGACUCACAGAAAAGUGCAAAUUGUGCGUUUUCUAGUGGGCAAAACGCUAAUUUAAGGUCACAGCUGUUAUAAACAAUUCUGAAAUUCUCUGUUUCACCUCAUUUUCAUUAUUUUGUGAUGAAUUUUCGGGUUUUCGGAAAAAAAAAUCCAAAAAUUUCAAACCUGCUUUUGUUUUUAACGAUACUCCGUUUUAGCGCGGCGCUCAAUUCAGCAUUAGCUAUUGGGGAGGCAGUUAAACGAAGAAAAAGUAAUAACUAAAAUUUUAUGGAAACAGAUGGAGACAAGGCCACCGCCGUUUGCCGUCAGGCCCAACUCGUCGUUUCGACCGUCGCCCCGAACACCACCACUUCUGCGCCCACAACGACGGCCGCUCCGACCACUACCGCUGUUCCUCCAGCUUCUACCAAAUGUGAGUGCCAACUUCCAACUUCUAACCAUGCUCGAUUGAUUUAAGACUGCAAGGGUAACCCGGUCACUCGUGAUAUUCUCCUCGUUAUCGACCUGAACCAGUUGCAAAAGAACAACCAGACCGAGAAGGUUGCCAGUCUUCAGAACGUUCGCCAGAAGCUUCUCAACGGAAUCACUUUCCCGCAAGCCAAUGUUUUCCUGAAGGCCGUCGUCGCUGACAAAAUCCAGGAUAUCUCGACCACCUGGGCCAGCACUGCCGCUCAACUCGAUGCCGACUUCAAUAACCUGUUCGGAAUCACUACUUUCACCGAGACUACUUCCCUCAACUUCGCCUCGAUUCUCAAAAAUGGAGUUGAAUCGUUCAGAAACGGAAGAUCCUACGUCCCCGGAGCCAUUUUUGUAGUCACUGACAAGCCGAUCUCUCAAGACCCGGUCACUGUGACCCCCAGAGAUUACGGAUUGUUCGUCGGAGUUGCUGGAGUCCGUGCGAACUACGUCGCGCAGUACACUUCGUAUGCCGAUUCGAUCGCUUCCUACGAUACCUGGACCUCUCUGGCCGAGACGGACCCAUUCCAGACAUUGGUUUGCUCCUGUGAGUAGACUUAAAAAUGCUGGCAUUUGUGAACGCAUCAUUUUCAGUCUACUCCCUUCCCGCUGCCCAACUCGCAUCUCGUUUCGCCUACCCGUUGGCCGAACUUGAUGGUAAAUUGAACUGCUGUCUUGACACCAGACAAUAAUUUUGUUCAGAUCAAACGAACACUCCAAAGUGUCAAGUUCUUGACAUUAUCAUUGCCUUCGAUACUUCCGAGUCUCUCUCCAGAAUCAUUCUCCCGGUAAAUCCUCUUUCUGUACGAGGUUUGUUUUAAUUUUGUUUUCAGAAAUACGUCGACUUCGCCAAGAGACUUGUUGCCCAGUACAAGUACAAUAAUGACGAGUUCACUCGUGUCGGAAUUCUCACGUUCAAGUAGGUUUUUCCGAUAUCAUUGACAAAUAGUCAUUCGCCUUUUCAGCGCUGACGUCACCGAGAAGCUCACUCUCACCAACGGAAACAACUUGGCGGCUAUCAAUGCCGUCAUUGAUUCCGUUGUGUACACUGGAGGACUGACCGACGUUACCAAGGCCCUGAAGGAGGCGAAGGACUAUUUCACAACCGAAUCGACCGGUACCUCUUCGAGAGUAUACAUCGUUCUUUCCGAUGCCGUUCCGACCGUCGAUACCUACCAGGAUGAGAUUCAAGCCGGGCAGGACCUCAAGAACAUCAACGUCGCCACCUUCUUCAUCGGAUACUCUUCGUACAGUGAUGACGUUAAGAAACAGCUGGGACAAGUGACCAACCCGGACUACGUUUUCGGAGACAUGUCCGACGCCACUUUCACUGGAGUCACCAACCAGAUUCUCAUUGCCUAUCCGUGCCCAGUGCCGAGUACUUUCAGUAGCCCAAUCACCUCUUAACAAACUUUUUUCAGAAUGUGUCACUGCUUACUAUGCCGUCGAAAUCAGUGAGGCCACCAAUGACUACGUCGUUCAGAAUCUGAAAGACGUAAUUACAAUUGCCUCGAACGCCGCCACGCAGCAGCCUAAUAUUGCUUCGUAUCAACUCGUCACCUACAACGAAGGAAAUACCAAAUUCAACCCAGUCGGAGAUGCUUCUCUCAAUUCAUUCACAGCCUUCGUCCAGGAUCUCAUAGACAAUCCGGCAAAGAUAGCCGCUCUCCGUUCUGGAAACACUCGUCUUGACACCGCAAUCAUCGAUGUGUCGAACCAGUUGGCGGCUCAAGCCCUUAAGAACUCUCGUUUCUCCGCCAACAUCAUCUUCUUUGGACAAGCUAACGACGCCGUUCUGGAUCCGGAUGAGAACACCGCCAAGAAGAGGGCCGAUCUUCUCGCUGCCUCCACGCAACUGAAGGCGCAAACAGCCGGACUCAUUUUUGUUGUCGACGACUCCAGACCGGCUGAUUUGUUCGGAGAAGAUCUCUGGAACAGUGUGACCAGCGACAGUCGCAUCAUUCAGAAGAACGACGACAUCAACAGUGUGCUCGAGCAGACCGAUUACUACACCACUUGGUCGAAGCUCUCGUGCUCUCUGCCGCCACUCGGAACUUGCUUCGACACGCAGCUCGACGUCGCUCUCCUCAUUGAUCUUCAGAACAAGACUACGUCUUCAUGA
Molecule: messenger RNA, 3378 nt
Organism: Caenorhabditis sp. 36 PRJEB53466
Lineage: Eukaryota; Metazoa; Nematoda; Chromadorea; Rhabditida; Rhabditidae
Source: the annotation of a GenBank genome assembly